Molecule: messenger RNA, 2688 nt
Organism: Aspergillus tanneri
Lineage: Eukaryota; Fungi; Ascomycota; Eurotiomycetes; Eurotiales; Aspergillaceae
Gene: atrR
Product: transcription factor atrR
Exons: 7
Coding region: 1-2688 (895 amino acids)
Biological process (GO): regulation of DNA-templated transcription; DNA-templated transcription
Molecular function (GO): zinc ion binding; DNA binding; DNA-binding transcription factor activity, RNA polymerase II-specific
Source: RefSeq, a predicted model, not a curated record
AUGGAUGGUAUUGGGGAUGGCACAGACGGUAUGGGCUUCGAUAUACCCUUGCUUAUGAACCAACAGCCCCAUCUCUUCGGUGCCUAUAACCCUGACUGUUCCCCAACCACCUCGACCCUCCCAAACCCGACCUUCCAUGAUGAUUCUGUGAUGGGAGCUGCGGACGAUAAUAAUGACGCUAAACGAAGAAGAAUCGCGAGGGCCUGCGAUAUGUGUCGGAAAAAGAAAAUCAAAUGCGACGGCAAGAUGCCCAAAUGCUCGCACUGUAUCAACUACAAGACGGAUUGUGUGUUUACGCAGGUUGAGAAGAAACGGAAUCCUCCCAAAGGUGCCAAAUAUAUCGAGGGUCUGGAGAAUCGUCUGGGCAGAAUGGAAUCACUAUUAAGACUGUCUGGCCUUUUGUCGGAGGAGGAUGGUGGAAAAACAGAUCUUGGGACGUUGGAGAAACGGCUUGCAGACCGAUCACUGGCGGGCGGUGGACUGAAUGCCAUGAAGAGCCCAAACAAAUUCAAUGCUUCGAGUUCCAACCCUCAGUCUCAACAAAAUACCGCAUCUCUCCAUUCGACUCCCCGGAUGGAUAACCAGUCCAGCCCACACACGGCUGCCACAUCCCCGGAUUCCCAAAAGGAAUCAGAAACCGAGGUCGAGGGUCUAUCAGAUAUGAUGUGCUCUCUCGUAACCAAUAACUGUGGAGAGACACGGUAUAUUGGUUCCUCCUCGGGGUUUUCCAUAUUUUCACCUAAAGGAAUCCAGUGGGUCAAUGAGAAGACAGGUGACACAUCAUUCCAGGACAUGAUAUCUUCGGCCUAUGUCGAUGAUAAUAAAUGGAUGUAUUGGAAGCCCGAGAUUUUCAGCGACAUAUUUGCCCGACGUGUCUUCAAGCCCUUGCCCCCCAAAGAGGAGGCCCUGUCUCUUUUUAGAGACUUCUUUGAGAAUUUUAAUUGCCUGUUUCCGCUUUAUCAUGAACCAACAUUCAUGCAUCUGGUGGAGCGCCAAUAUUCCCGUGACCCCUAUGAAGGCUCUGGCUGGUGGGCUAGCAUCAACGUUGUCUUAGCCAUCUCGCACAGGCUACGAGUCAUGAACAACCUAGUCCCUCAAGAGGAGGACAAGAAAGCAUGGCUGUAUCUGAAAAAUGCAAUGGGGGUUUUGACGGAGCUAACUAUGCGCAACACGGAUCUGCUUAGUGUGCAGGCAUUGCUCGGCAUGUCCCUUUUCCUUCAAGGAACGCCGAACCCUCAGCCCUCCUUCUUUCUAGUCGCGGCAGCUAUCAGACUCUCUCACAGCAUUGGCCUCCACAAAAGAGGUUCGGGGUUCGGACUGAACCCUGUAGAGGUUGAACAACGGAAAAGAGUAUUUUGGAUUUCUUACCUACUUGAUAAAGAUCUCUGUCUUCGUUCUGGUCGCCCACCCGUCCAGGAUGACGAUGAUAUGAAUGUCGAGCUACCAAGCGACGACCCGCCGGAUAACAUCGGCAAUGUACCAUUGUCUGAUGGAAAGAGCAAAUUCAACUUAUUCAGAUCAUUGUGUCGAUUUGCUACUAUUGAAAGUCAGGUGUAUAAAAGACUCUAUUCUGCGAGAGCCUCAAAACAAUCGGACGGCGAGCUGUUGAACACCAUUGGAGAGCUUGACAAAGAGCUCGAAGAAUGGAAGGACAGCAUCCCCCUUGAUUUCCGGCCGGAACAUGAAAUCAAGGCCUCGCACACGCCCCUGAUUCUGCAUGUUGUAGUCCUUCACUUUGCCUACUAUAACUGUUUGACAACAAUACACCGGAUGUCAGUGCAUCAUGGGUAUUGGACAAGCCGCCUCUCCAAUUAUGCUAUUCAAGGCCUAAACGCUCGGCCGUUAAACCCCAGAGUCUUCUUAUCUGCCGUUCUCUGUGUGACAGCAGCCAGGGCGUCGAUCAAUCUGAUCAAAUACAUCCCACAGGGUGACUUUGCUUGUGUCUGGUUGAUUCUCUAUUACCCUGUAUCCGCAUUGGUAACUUUGUUUGCCAAUAUCCUCCAGAAUCCUAACGAUGCCCGAGCUCGUUCAGAUGUUAAGCUCAUGAAUGUGGUAGUGAAUUUCCUAUCUACGCUUGUCUCCGAUGAGUCGAACGGAAGUAUCAAGCGCAUGCUCGGAUUAUGCGGCGAAUUUGAGAGAAUUGCCCAGGUGGUUCUCGACAAAGCCGAGAGAGAGUCUCAUUCUAAGAAGAAACGUAAAUCCGCCCCAGACGACUCAUCACGAAACUUACAGCAGAAUACGCCUGAUGAAUCAUCGGGCCCUUCUCCAUCUACCCCGAAAGCAGCAGGCGGUCCACCCACAACCGCACCUUUCUCAACAUCGCUUUACCCUGGCAGCUUAAAUGAAACAGCCCCCAACAUCUCGGAUGGGCCAAGGCCAUUUUCUCCAGGCCAGACCCUUCCCGCGAACAAUAGUCUUUCUACCAAUUUACCGGACUCUCUGAACCCCAUGGCUGGGCUCGGACAGGGCUUCGCGGACAUGCUCAGCCCUCCAAAUAUGGAAGGCGUGGGAUACGGUGAUCCACCACCAUUCACGACGUCCCCUGAUACGCCGAUGGCGGCUUUCCAGCAGCCGUUCGUCCCGCAGGACUUAUGGCAGAUGCCUAUGACUAUAGAAUGGGACUGGGCAGAUAUGUCGGCAAACUUCCCAGUGUUUGAUAGCAACGGGCCACAGCAGAACGAAUCGUGA